Messenger RNA from Erythranthe guttata (spotted monkey flower), 486 nucleotides. Lineage: Eukaryota; Viridiplantae; Streptophyta; Magnoliopsida; Lamiales; Phrymaceae. The record is from RefSeq and is a predicted model, not a curated record.
AUGGUGUGCAGGUCUGGGUAUCAAGCAAAGGUUUGCAGCCGUGGCUCACCCGCAGGCGAACGGGCAAGUCGAGAGACGACCGGAGAAAGUCCGUUCUCGUUAGUAUACGGAUCGGAAGCUGUCAUACCAGUAGAAGUGGGAUUGCCGUCAAGUAGAAUUAUGAAUUUUCAAGAAACAGCUUAUAGCAUGCGCUUGCGCGAGGAGCAGGACUUGGUGAUGGAAAAGCAGCAGAGCGCGCGAGGGAGAAUGGAGCUUAGCAAAGCCAAAAUUAAUGCAGCCUAUGACAAGAAAGUAAGGCCGAGAGUUUUUCAAGUGGGGGACUUGGUCUUGAAACAGGUGGAUGCACUCAAGGCAGUAGGAAAACUAAUAGAGAAAUGGGAGGGUCCAUACAUGAUAGUAGCGGUGCUCGCAGGAGGAGCUUACAGGUUGGAAGAUAUGGAGGGAGCAAGGAAUAGGCCAUCUUUUUUGCUUGUUUAUCCCGCCUAG